AUGAAUCAAACAAACAACAAACGGUUGCUCACAGGUGUUGUUCCCAGCACGGACGAUCGGAGGAAGACCAAGGUGGCCAAGACCGAACUAGAAUGUGCGUCAUGCAAACUAUUGAAGCCCCCCUCCGAGUUCUCAAAGAAUCAAAAGACAAAAGGCAGCCUAGCACGAUGCAAGGAGUGUAUUACUAAAGUUACUGGUUUUACUGCGGAAAGCCAGAAUGCCCAAAAGAAGAACAAAUCUAACGGAGCGAAAGUUCAAAAGAAGGUGCCAGAGAACAAAGAGGUUGUUGCUGCAGAGAGCAGAGAGGUGGUUGCAGCAGAGAACAAAGAGGUGGUUGCAAAGCCGGCUCCUGCUCCUGCUCCUCGUAUUUUGAGCCCCGAAGAACUUCAAGAACUGCAGGAACGUCUCAAAACGGCCCCUUACUUUACCCGUAGUGUCUUGGAUGGCGUCUGUAAUCCAAAGGUGCAGAAGGAGGAGGAUAAUACUCCAAACCGAAACAAUGACACUGUUGACGAUGACAAUGAGGAUGAGGAUGACUGGGAGGAAGAAGAGGGUGACAUACACUCGGAUGACGAGGGAUGUACUCCACAAUCCUUCAUGGAGAGUCUACCACAGCAGCGAAAGAUGCCAACGUUUCAAUAUCCUCUGGAGACAGAUGAUGAUGAGAUUCGUUACGACAGUGACGACGAGGAAAUCGAACAGCCAGAUCGCCCCUCGUUAGAAUACGAGCUCAUUGCCUCCAAAGAGACAUUGGUGGGAACGCACGAUCUCAUUUUCUUCUUCACCCAAACUUCCUUGCAAGGCAGGGAUUUGAACCAAGCCAUUCUCGGCACAGUGGAAUUCACCAAGCAAGACGACAGCGUCCUUGGAAAAGUCAUGAUUGACAAGUCCAUCAAAUGGGAUUUAGAGUGGCACUGGCCAGAUUGGGAGCUUCGAAUGACUGGAGAUUCAACGUUUGAAAUCACCAACAUUGAUCAUCCCUUGCAAUGCCCACAUACUCAAAAUGAGGAGGACCUUGAGUUCAACGGUAAUGUGUACACGGUCAACACACCCAUUGUGCUGCCAUACGCCAAAUCAGAAUUUUGGGAACUCAAGUCACAUCAGCUUGCUUACAACAAUUCCGUUCCAAUAGACACCGAAGCGGCCCAAAAGGUCAUUGACGAGUACGAAAGUGGAAAGGCGUUGCGCUUGAAAUGGUUGUCCAAGAUUCCUGGCAUCAACUUGCCCGAAAAAGCGGAGCAGUUGAUCUCGCAAUUUGCGUCUAGCAAGCCUCCCCCGGCACUGAUUCUCCAAAAGGGCGACAUUGUACUCAAUUUCCCAUGGGACGAGGACAACUUUGGGGGGUAUGUGGAAUAUCUCGUGGCUCGACCUCGCUCACCGCCCUAA
Seminavis robusta is the source of this 1386-nucleotide messenger RNA. Lineage: Eukaryota; Bacillariophyta; Bacillariophyceae; Naviculales; Naviculaceae. The record is from the annotation of a GenBank genome assembly.